Rhipicephalus sanguineus (brown dog tick) is the source of this 946-nucleotide messenger RNA. RefSeq lists its product as uncharacterized. The record is from RefSeq and is a predicted model, not a curated record. The transcript has 4 exons. NCBI's taxonomy places the organism in Eukaryota, Metazoa, Arthropoda, Arachnida, Ixodida, Ixodidae. Bases 115 to 615 code for a protein of 166 amino acids.
UUCAUCUUGGACGGCCUCAUUGUUUUGACGCAUUUGACGGUAGACGAGUAUCAAGCGGGCCUACCGUGUGUCAUCACUGGAGGGGCGCCCUACGAGCUCAAUACCACUACUAAUAUGCUUGGUAUGCUGGACGUGAUGAAAAAUAUAAAGAAACAGACCGACUGGAACAGGAAUCUUUCCAUGGCCAUCUCGGUGUCAAUGUGCACGCGUGUCUACAUGCCGGAGCAGCGCGCGGAGCUCGACGAGAAGUGCGUCGACCACAUUCGUCGUCCCAACACCACCGCCGCGUUUUGCAAUGAUCCGCUCUCAAUCUACAACGCACCGACCACUGUGAGAUGCGGCCAUUACACGGCAAUGUCGACGAGCGAAAACACACCGCCGCUGGUGGCGACAUUCGAGACAAACGAAACCGUUAGUGAGAAGUACUGCAAGGUCAGGAAACAUUUCGGCGGCCUGAGCGUCGGCCUGGCCAUAUUCGACGUGGAGUGCGAGGAUUGGCAAGGAAACUGCACCGCUCUAAAAACUCCGAUACCGGGCACGGAUAGAUUUCGCGACAUCGCCGCAUACGUCGCCAGUGUGGCUAAUGCGACCAGCGACAAACUCCCGUGCACGUAAUCGAAAAGACUUCUACGCGCUCGUGUGCGCAGCUGGUGACGAUCAGCGGACGAGGUUAUACGGGUGCUAAGCACAAUGGAUGCUUCGCUCUGCAGUCCCAACUGGCCACGACAGUGCACCGCAAGCAUACCAUGAACUUUGCGUUGAUAUGACGCUUGACGUAAUGGCCGUUUGGUUUGUUGAAUUAUUCGUUUGUUUGCUUAAGCGAGCUCGUGAACUUUCGAUAUGCGAACAAUUUUAUUUAUCUAUAUAAAGUGCACAAAUGCGUAAUUCUACAUCGUUGUGUGUGGCGUGAAUGGUCGCGUUUCUGUGUGUAGAUAAAGUGUAAACG